AUGACCGCUGUUCUGUCGCCCCUUGAUGUCUACACGAGACGUGUCUCGUUCAACAAUAUCGAGAUCGACGACUCUGAGGCCUCCAAUGGUCUCAGCUACGCUCCUUAUUCUUCCAGUCCGGAUAACACAAGCCAUGCGCCUAGAGAGUUGGAAGUAAAUAAGUUCUUUGGAAACUACUCCAUGAGUGGUGGCUACACGCCGACACCUACAUAUCGUAAAAAACUCCGCCUUCCAGAGCCGCCCUCCAAGCUGAUUCUCAAGAAUAAAUUGACCCCCGCACAACUCCAAUACAAUAUUGCAAAUGCGGCCUCAAUGGGUAUUGAUCUCUCCCCUACAGCUCUCCAGUUCACUAACGGUAACGAAAAUGCCGUGGAAGAUAGUCUGUCUGAGGAUGAGGAGGAAGAGGAAGUGCCAGCUCCACCCUCGGCGCGCAGAAAGCUGCUUUCUCAGCUUACCGACGAGGAGCUCAUGGCCCUUGACCCGCAAUUCUCGAAGCCCAACUCUUCCAACUUGGACAAUUUCAAAUUUGACUCGGUGACAACGUACUACUCGCCCGCUAGAAGAGCGUCUACUGGAAGCGCCAACGCCCAGGCUGCGUCUGCGGCCGCGGCUAAACUGGUUGCAUAUCCCUCGCUGAACGAGAACAACUAUAAAAGCAUUUCCCUCACCUUGAAACAUCAAGAUUACGAUUACCAAGAUGCGUGCAAUAGAACACUCUUGUCCGUCAUUUCUGGAAGAAAGCAUACCUGGAAUUCUCUUGACUGGCUUUUGUUAACUCAUGGCGGCGGUCAAGCUUCCACCGGCUUCUUGCAAGAUGGCGAUUAUCUAGUGGUGGCAGCGCUCGUUCCUUAUAAAUACUUGGAAUCCGAGGGCAAAACUCACCUGAAGAAGAAGAAUUUGGAAGACACGUUGUACAAAAAAUGUGAUCUGAUUCUUCGAUACAUUGUUGACAACUUGCCCGACGCCCUGCUCAAAUUGCGGAUAACUGUUGAAUUGAUCAUGGAUGUCCCUCCCUACAACCCAAAUGGCAAUGUUAGCAAGAAUUCAGCCAAAUUUGGCACCAAGUUUAUGAUCUCUCAUUUGUUCAAACAGUACAAUCCUUCAUUGGUAAUCUUGGGCAAUCGCUCGACCAACUUGAACUUCAAGUAUCCUCUCAGAUUGAAAAGUAGCAUUAGUGGUCCAUCAGGAGGAAAGGGCUCCAUUUCUUCUGCAUCCGGGCUCAAAGCAGAGAGAGAAAACAAAGAGUUUCUCAUCAAGAUCUCCUCCUACAUGGUCAAAUACUCGACUGUUCCUGUGAUCUUGGUAGGCAAUGCAACCAUCUUCCACAAGAGAGUUGAGCGCAAACAACUGCAAAGCGUAAAAUUUUACGGGACCACGCAGCCCUCCAAGAGUAUUCUUGAUGUGCCACCGGUCAACUUUCGCAAGAAUUCUGCGGUCUCGGACAACUCCAUUGAGUCCUUUACUGGAGGUGCCUCCUCCAAUGACCAACGCUCCGAAAAUGGAAACUCUUUGAGUGAACUCAAGACUGAGGUCAAUGACCUUCUCACCACUACAGACGAGAACAGGUUCGCAGCGAUGGUCCUGGCGAUCUCGCUGUCGUCUUUGCAAGACCUGAACCUGUACCUCGCUUUGAUCAAAGACGACUCCGUUGACCGCCUCAGUCGUGAUGUGACAUCCAGCAGGGUUCACCAGGCGUACAUUAGCUCCUCGCAAGGUAAAAGCGGCUCGUUGCUCCUGAAGACCUCGUCGGGAGCAAGCGGCAGCGCGUACCGUGUCAAGAGUCUUAUUCUGUACUCUGAGGAAGAGGAAAAGAAGAACGAGAAAAUCUUGACGGAGAAGAAGCUCCGCAAGUCUGUUUCUCGUUCGUCUGUCGUUUCCAGCUCCUCAGCCAAGACUGAGGAAAAGAAAACGCCCAAGAAACGGUCGUUUCUCCUGCGCAUUGGCCUUAAGAAGAGUUAG
Australozyma saopauloensis is the source of this 1959-nucleotide messenger RNA. RefSeq lists its product as uncharacterized. The transcript has a single exon. NCBI's taxonomy places the organism in Eukaryota, Fungi, Ascomycota, Pichiomycetes, Serinales, Metschnikowiaceae. The record is from RefSeq and is a predicted model, not a curated record. Bases 1 to 1959 code for a protein of 652 amino acids.